AUGUGGCGAUUCUACUACGGUUUCGUGCUGAUGCUCGUGCUCAUUGCCUUCCUGCCUCUCACGACAGCCCUUGUGGACAACCUGCAUCUUGGAAGCAAAGAGAAACUGAUCUUUGCCAUUAUCACCACCAUCAUAACUUCUGGCUUUCUUGUGAUCGCGGUUCCUGCGAAGCUGUUUCAGUGUGCUUCUUGUAAUUUGUCUUCUGGCGGCACCUUUGACGAUCUUGACCAGCAGGAGCGGACACCGCGCAGCAGCAGUGAUAGUGUCCAGAAGACACUUCCUCUCGACCAACCAACAGUCUUGGAAGAGAGUGUGUACACAGAGAUCGACUACAUCGCGCCACAGUACCAAACAUCCUUCCUCCAGAAUCUUCUCUCCGUCAACUUGUGGGCACACUGGUGGACUUCGUUCUGCAUUGUCGGUGCUGAGGGUGAGGUCCUGAACAAUGCCAGUUACAUCUUUGGUGCUUUGGCUGGCGAGAAAACUUCCACAUCCACCCGCACACUUCUCACCGUCCUUAGCGGUGUCGGCAGUGCAGCUGGUCGGCUGCUUAUGUCGUACUUUGAGGCAUGGUCGCAGAUGCGCCCAGCAGAGAAGCGGAUUCCACUGACAAUUGCGCUGUUCAUUCCUACCACGUCGAUCAUCAUCGCUAUUGUGCUGUUUCUCGCUCUACCCAAGCAGGCGCUUCCCGUCCCGUACGUUAUCGCGGCCAUUGGUAACGGUUUCCUCGCCGCGACUACAAUCCUAAUCACGCGCAUCAUCUAUGCAAAGGACCCUGCGAAACACUACCACUUCUGCUUCUUGUCAACUGCCGCUUCGUCCAUCGCCCUCAACCGCUUCCUCUACGGUGAGUGGUAUACGGUUCAGGCAGAGAAGCUUGACCACUCUCUUUUCUGCACAAGCCGCAAGUGCGUCCAGACACCGCUCAUUGUGCUGCUCGGCUUGGCAUGCAGCGCUUUUGCAUCGAACAUCAUAGUCCACCUCACCUAUCGCCGCUACAGCGAGCGCGCUCUUUCUGAACGUCAACGUCUCCGCAGCGAGAACUCCCAGAGUACGGGGCCGCUCGACAAUGGCCAACGGCAGCUGUGA
Leishmania braziliensis MHOM/BR/75/M2904 is the source of this 1089-nucleotide messenger RNA. RefSeq lists its product as hypothetical. The record is from RefSeq and is a predicted model, not a curated record. Bases 1 to 1089 code for a protein of 362 amino acids. NCBI's taxonomy places the organism in Eukaryota, Euglenozoa, Kinetoplastea, Trypanosomatida, Trypanosomatidae. Gene Ontology annotation, cellular component: membrane. The transcript has a single exon.